GCAGCUGCACCACGGUCUUAAUGUAGCUUCUGAAAAAGCUGAAUCAUAAAGGAGCUAGCAGCGUUAAUGUGCUCAUCCUGAAUGAUAUUUGGACUUAUUGUGAGCUGUGAGGAGUGCUAUGGUGGCACAGCAGCAAAAUAAAGGAGAUCCUGAUGUAACAAAAAAGAUGGAGAAGGUGAAAGGAAUGAAGCACUUUCCUCCAUAUGGUAGCAUGGAUGAAAACACAACAGGGGACAACUGCCCCACAUGCCGUGGCACUGGCCGAAUCCCCAGAGGACAAGAAGACCAGCUCGUUGCCGUCAUACCGUGUAAUGAUGUAAGGCUGAAACCCAGACGCACGAAGCUGCAUGUCUGCAUCUCCAUGGGCCUGUGUCUCCUUAUUUGCUGUCUGAUCCUCUUUUUCCUCUUCCCACGGAGUGUCACCCUCACCCCAGUGUCUGUACAAUCAGUCACAGUAUACUUCAUCCCAGAUGAAGUUAAAAUGGACGUCACAAAUCUCAUCAACAUCACCAACACUAACUACUAUUCAGUUCAGAUUGUCGACUUCAGCAUUCAGGCUGUGGUUGGUCAAACAGUCAUGGGAAAGAACAAGAUCACUAAUAUGACCGCAAUCGAGCCCAGAUCACUGAAAUCUAAUGUAAUUUCAGUUGGCCUGGAUAUUAAAGAUGAAGGCAUAGCCUCUUACUGCAAGUCAAGCAGCAUCAAGAUUCACACCUUAUUUCUGGAGCUUCAAAUGACAAUGAAUAUUUCGUAUCUCUCGCACACGGAGCAGCUGUCCGUGGAGACCUUUGAGUAUAUUGACUGUGGCACCAAUUCAACAAUUCCACAUCCUGUGAGAAUAUGACUUCAGUGUACUGAAUCUGCAGUUUAUACACGAUAACUGCUCUCUGUUGUUUUAACACAUAAUAAGACUUUAAAUUAAUCACUACAGUGUUAUAAUGUAAAAAUAUUGACGCUUCAAACAUGCAUAUGUGUAAAAUGCACAAUUUGUGAAAUGUAAAAAUGAUUUUGAAGUCAUACCAAUUUUAAAUUGUCUUUAAAUUUGUGUGUGUGCACGCGACCACGUGUGUACUACUGUGUUGACCAUAGAUCUCCUUAUUGUUGGUCAUUUGCACUUUAUUAAACUGUAAAGGUUAAUGUUA
Molecule: messenger RNA, 1142 nt
Organism: Maylandia zebra (zebra mbuna)
Lineage: Eukaryota; Metazoa; Chordata; Actinopteri; Cichliformes; Cichlidae
Gene: tmem106a
Product: transmembrane protein 106A
Source: RefSeq, a predicted model, not a curated record